AUGGAGCUCCUGAAGGCCACCUGGGAAUUAAACCGUACAGCUCUGGCACGCCGAGAUCGAGCCAGCAUGCCGGCACCAUACACGUUGAGGGCCCAGCGAAGCAGCACAUGGAGUGUUUUGCAUCAUCAUGCGCUUUGUCAUCUCCCUCGACGUGACUGGGGGAAGGCGGCGGGCCAGGCGGGAAGCCUGCUAACCUGGAUCCUGUCCAUUUCCCCACACAGGUCCCGCGGCAGUGCUGGCGGCCAUGGUUCCCGCAGCCAGAAGGAGCUGCCCACGGAGCCCCCCUACACGGCAUAUGUAGGAAAUCUGCCCUUUAACACGGUUCAGGGCGACAUAGACGCUAUCUUUAAGGAUCUCAGCAUUCGGAGUGUACGGCUAGUCCGAGACAAAGACACAGACAAAUUCAAAGGGUUCUGCUACGUGGAGUUUGACGAGGUGGACUCGCUCAAGGAGGCGUUGACAUACGACGGUGCGCUGUUGGGUGACCGGUCACUGCGUGUGGACAUUGCUGAAGGCAGAAAACAAGAUAAAGGUGGCUUUGGCUUCAGGAAAGGUGGACCAGAUGACAGAGGCAUGGGUGGCUCUCGAGAACCUAGAGGCGGCUGGGAUUCCCGGGAAGACUUCAAUUCCGGCUUCCGGGAUGACUUCUUAGGCGGCAGGGGCGGCAGUCGCCCUGGGGACCGGCGAACAGGCCCCCCCAUGGGGGGGAGUCGUUUCCGAGACGGCCCUCCCCUUCGAGGAUCCGGCAUGGACUUCAGAGAACCCACAGAAGAGGAACGAGCACAGAGACCUCGGCUCCAGCUUAAACCUCGAACAGUGGCGACGCCCCUCAAUCAAGUAGCCAACCCCAACUCUGCCAUCUUUGGGGGAGCCAGGCCCAGAGAGGAAGUGGUUCAGAAAGAGCAAGAAUGAGCCUGCGGUGUGCAGAGCAUUGGGCCUGGGGCGCGUUCGAGCAAGCCCGCAGCCUGGUCAGCCCCCGACCGGCUGCCCCGCAGUCCUCAUUCCCGCGCCUGACACUCGUCCUCCUUUCUUACAACGGAAACAGAGCUUGUGAAUGCAUGUCACCUGUUAACAAGUGGUUUUUAGUACAUUCUUGGCCGUA
Messenger RNA from Echinops telfairi (small Madagascar hedgehog), 1102 nucleotides. It is a transcript of the gene EIF4H, whose product is annotated as eukaryotic translation initiation factor 4H. The record is from RefSeq and is a predicted model, not a curated record. Bases 1 to 912 code for a protein of 303 amino acids. Gene Ontology annotation, molecular function: RNA binding. NCBI's taxonomy places the organism in Eukaryota, Metazoa, Chordata, Mammalia, Afrosoricida, Tenrecidae. The transcript has 7 exons.